AGAAAGGAAGGGGAAAGAGGGAAGAUGGGGGAAAACGGAGAACAGGAAGGGAGACAGAGGACGAGGGAGAAGAAGAGAGGGGGAGGAACAACGCUAUGGAGCUUGGCGCCGCUGCCGAGCUGCUGUCGCAGAGAAGAAAGGGAGAGGCGAACGUGACCCACGGAGGAGAGGAAGGAGCUGCCGUCGAGCCACGCCCCUUUGCCUUGUUCGUGUAUCGCCGUUGCUGUUCGCUGAGGGUGAGACGCGAAGAGAAGAUGCUGACCUGCACCAUCGUGCCUCGCUAUCUUCGUCGAGCCUUCAUCAUUGUCGCUCCCUAUUCCCGUUGCCAUCAGCAUUUGCUGCCGCUGCCAUUGAGAGUGACGCAGCAGAGGAGGAGUCGUUCCUCUUCCGCCGCUGUCGCCGGAGACCUUGGUUGCUGCUGUUCAUAUGGGGGAGAGAAGCGGCUGCACCAUCCUCUUCGUUUUGACAUUGAACCUCUAUUCCUAACCCUAAUUGAUGCUGCUGCCGCCGUCUCGGUUGCGUUGAAAUCGCCGCUACAGUUGCCAGUUUAGACUAAGCAGGGAUUGUUGCGUUAAACUAUGCGAUUGCGACAUCGAGGAUGGGCCGCAAGGGAAAGGAGAAAGCCAACCCCUUGGCUUGCCCUCCUCCCAUGCCUCCCAGUGACCGUCCAGACACUUUCAUCAAUUCUGAGGCCCAAGAACAAUAUAAGAAGCUAGAAAAAUGUGCCUUUCAUUAUGAGAGGAAGCUUAACUUGCCCGAGAAAUAUGCGGAUACAAUACUUGACAGAAUAAAUUUUUAUCAUUGGGGAUUCGUAAAAUCCAACCCAGUGGAAGUAAAUGAACACCAGGUCAAGGAAUUUUAUGCCAAUCUCCUCAAGAGGGAUGCCCAAACCGUUUUCUUAAGAGGUGUCACCAUGAACACCUCUAAUACUACUUUAGAGGGCCUCUUGGACAUUCCGCAUAUUCCUCCGGCCAGGGACGCUUAUACUCAAAUAAUGACGGACAUCACCAAGGGCAAAAUUUCUCUGGAUGCGGUCCUGAAAAAGAUUGGCCAGCCUGAGGCUAGGUGGGAAUAUAGCAAGGGAGAGCAGCCUGUCCCCGCGAGCAUUGCGUGCAUGGACCUCAACCCAGAGGCAAGGAUUUGGCAGCACAUCAUUGCCGAUUAUAUCCUUUCGAGCAAGCAUGCCACGCAUAUCAGGAUUUGUGUGGCAGUGAUACUAUAGGCCAUUCUGGAGGGGAAGUGGAUCUCUGUUCUUCCCCUCAUCAGAGAGUCGAUGAUGAAGGUGAACAUACAGUAGAAAUUUAACAUUCCCUUCCCAUCACUCAUCACCAGAUUAGUAGCCUUAUCUGGUGUAGAGAGACGCCCAACUGACCGGACGUCUGUCUACAUUAGUAAGCAGCUGUAUCUGCCAUACGAAGAUUAUGACGGGCCGCCUCAGAAGAAGAGGAAGACUAUUGAGCCUCCAUCAGCAGCAGCAGAGCCUUCGGCACCUCCUUCAGCACCCGCACCCGUACCCUGACCUCUGACACCAUAUGAGUUAUGCCGGGACAUCCUUCAGGCCAUCUACCAAUCCGAGCACCGCAACGCUUGCCACUUCUAGUAGAUAGUGGCGAAGUUUGAGGGUAGAGACCCUGGGCCACCUCCUCCAGAUACACCAGAGCCUGAGGCCGAGGAGCCUGCAUCUGAGGAGCCAGUAGCUGAAGCUGGCCAGGUAGUUCAGCCACCUGAGUAGAGACCUAAGGAGCCCACAAUGGAGGAGGCAGUGGUUGAGAGUGCUGAGGAGCAGAGAGCCAAGGAGCCGAGAGUAAAGGAGCCAGCAGCUGUAGCCGAGCCAAGAGUUGAGUCCACACUACGACCAUCCAGCGCCAUUAUUGUCUACCAGCGCCAUCACCACCCACCACUGCCAGGCGGUAGAGCUUCACAUGAUUGACCUCUCCUAAUUAAUUUCUUUAUCACUGAGGACAGUGCAUGACUUAAGUGUGGGGGAGGAUCUUCUAUUUUUGGGUGUAAAUAUUCUCUCCUGAACACUCUCAUUUAGUUACUUUCAGUUUUUAUUAUGCUUUUGUGGAUAUUGACAAUACUUUACUUUUUCAUACUGCUUAGUACUUUUGGUAUAUAUAUAUAUAUAUAUUAGUUGCUUUUAGUUA
Arachis ipaensis is the source of this 2147-nucleotide messenger RNA. Lineage: Eukaryota; Viridiplantae; Streptophyta; Magnoliopsida; Fabales; Fabaceae. The record is from RefSeq and is a predicted model, not a curated record.